AAUCGGUUAGUACGAGGUGGGGGAAAGAGACGUAAACGCGCAUGCGUGUUUAACAGAUUUACAGUGUCGGCACAAGUCCGUUGCGUUGCGCGGUGCCCUCCUGUGUUUAUCGUGCUCGUAAAAACAUGAUUCAAAUUUAGAUGACAAAUCACAAAGAAGGACGCGUUCUUUUGUUUCGAGCUUCCUGCGAUUUUGGAAAAUGUCGGAACAUGAAGCGCGAUCUCCGGAAAAUAAGGAAAGACAGGAAGAUAAGACGGAUCCGGGCGCUAGCAGGCACGGCAACUUCAUGAAUUAUUACCAAUUCCAUCCUGCGGAAGAGCGCGUGCGACAACUUCCGUGUGGCGUGUGGCACUCGACCCAUCCGGACCGGAAAUACGUAGGCCUAGACGUUGGCUGUAACGCGGGGGAUUUAACAUUCGCGUUGCACAAUUUUCUCGAGAAAACCUUAUCUACCGAUCAAGAUCUACCGAAGGAGAUUUGUUUGCUCGGCAUAGACCUCGAUCCUAUCUUAAUCGAACGGGCACGGGAACGCAAUCCACGGCCGAAUCGUAUCGUUUUCGAGUGUCUCGAUUUUUUGAUCGAGGAUCGUAAUGGAACACUGGACAAGUAUCUUCGUCGAUUGGGAAAGUCGCGCUUCGACGUUGUCUUCUGUUUCUCCGUUACGAUGUGGAUCCACUUGAAUCACGGGGACAAAGGACUGAUGGAAUUUUUGCAAAAGGCUUGCUCGAUCACAAACACGAUCGUGAUAGAACCUCAGCUCUGGAAAUGUUAUAGAAACGCGUCGAGAAGACUCAGACGAUCAAAGGGUGAAGAUUUUCCCUUAUUGAAGACGUUGAAACUCACUGGCGAUCCAGCAGCGCAUAUUGAACGCAUAUUGACUGAAUUUUGCAAUUUUCGAAGAGUCACGGUUACCGAGAACAAUGAGUGGAAACGGAGACUAUUAAUUUAUGAAAGGAUGUGAGCUACCGCUUCCAAGAUUGAUGAGAUUCCAUAUGUUAAUUAAAGUCAAACGACCGAACGACGAUUUUUUCUUAUGCGAAUACGAUUGGAAGUAUUAAUACGAUGGUUGAAAUAACUUUUGAUAGCUUCAAGUGACUCGUGAUUGUUGAUAAGUUGAUCGUCAUUGCAUACACUCGCUCAUUCUCUCUCUCUCUCUCUCUCUCUCUCUGUCAUAGGUCCGAUAAC
This is a messenger RNA of Bombus pascuorum, 1185 nucleotides long. Its product is annotated as probable RNA methyltransferase CG11342. Gene Ontology annotation, molecular function: RNA methyltransferase activity; O-methyltransferase activity. Gene Ontology annotation, biological process: miRNA metabolic process; negative regulation of pre-miRNA processing. The record is from RefSeq and is a predicted model, not a curated record. The coding region runs from base 200 to 961 and encodes 253 amino acids. Gene Ontology annotation, cellular component: cytoplasm. Lineage: Eukaryota; Metazoa; Arthropoda; Insecta; Hymenoptera; Apidae. The transcript has 3 exons.